GAAUUGGUGAGUGCUUGGUUUCCUGUGUGAAUACUUAAUGCAAACCACGUGGUGUGAAAGCAGACUGCAGCUUCUUUUGUUCAAAUCAAUCAAACCGGAGACGGGUAGAGAGCUGCUGAAUCAGGAAAUCACCGCUUCAGAUAACAAAAUGCCCCGUAAGAAGGUGACAGAUGUCUCAGGGAAUGGUGGGGUGAAAAAGAAGCGGACCAGCGGCAAGAGGAAAGAGAGAGACUUCAGUAGUGAUGAGGACUUUGACUUCGAACAGGAGAACAACAAGAAACCUGGCAAGCCUGCUAAGUCCGGCCUGCAGCCUGUCACUGUGGCCGACGACGUCAAAGAGAAAAUAAAACUUGAUUGCUCAAAGAUAAAAGGUCAACUGCUGAUCUUUGGAGCAACCAACUGGGAUUUGAUUGGAAGAAAGGAGGUGCCUAAACAACAAGCUGCUUUUCGCAACCUGGGCCAGAAUCUGUGGGGUCCUCACCGCUACGGCUGCCUGAGUGAUGUCCAGGUGAGCUGUGUGGUGGCUGGGCCCUGCGCUGCACACAGUCUGCUCAUGACCACCGAGGGCAAGCUGUGGAGCUGGGGUCGUAAUGAGAAAGGUCAGUUGGGUCACGGAGACACCAAGCGUCUGGAGGCUCCCAAGUUGAUCGAGGCCCUGGCUGAUCAGGUGAUCGUUGCUGCAGCUUGUGGACGCAACCACACACUGGCACUCACAGAGAAUGGCACUGCAUACUCUUUUGGUGAGAAUAAGCUUGGUCAGCUCGGCCAGGGCAACCAGACCGAUGCAGUGCUUAGCCCAGCACCGAUUUCCUACAAUGGCCAGCCCCUGGUGAAGGUGGCCUGUGGAGCUGAGUUCAGCAUGGUGGUGGACUGCAAAGGAAACCUGUACUCCUUCGGCUGCCCCGAGUACGGACAGCUGGGUCACAACAGUGAUGGAAAGUUCAUCGCUCGUGCCCAGCGCAUCGAGUUCGACUGUGAGCUCAUCGCCCGCCGUGUCGCCAUCUUCAUCGAGAAGUCCAAGGAUGGCCAGGUCAUGCCUGUGCCUAACGUGGUGAUCCGAGACGUGGCCUGCGGGUCUAACCACACACUGGUGCUGGACUCUCAGAAGCGGGUGUUCAGCUGGGGGUUCGGAGGUUACGGCCGGCUGGGGCACACGGAGCAGAAGGACGAGAUGGUGCCCCGGCUCGUCAAACUGUUUGACUUCCCUGGACGUGGCGCCGCUCAGAUCUGUAGCGGAUACCAGUGCUCCUUCGCUGUCAGUGAGAUGGGGGGGCUGUUUUUCUGGGGAGUGACAAACACUUCCAGAGAGUCCACCAUGUACCCCAAAGCUGUGCAGGAUCUGUGUGGCUGGAAGAUCCGCAGCCUGUCCUGUGGGAAGAGCAGCAUCAUUAUUGCUGCAGAUGAGAGUACGAUCAGCUGGGGCCCCUCGCCCACAUUUGGAGAGCUGGGAUAUGGAGACAACAAACCCAAGUCCUCCACCACCGCUCAGGAGGUGAAGACCUUGGAUGGGGUCUACAUCGAGCAGGUGAUGAUGGGCUACUGUCACUCUCUGGUGAUUGCCAGGCAGGAUACUGAGCAGGAACAGGAGAGACUGAAAAAGCUGCCAGAGUACAACCCCCGAACAAUCUGAUUGGACCUCCAUCAGCAACACCUCAUCCCCCGGAGCAUGGCCCGCCUGUUUGUCUCUGCUGGUCUACAAGUGGGACGGAUGAGUUUGGGGGGAGAGGAUACCCACACAUCUCAACUACCAGCAAACUGCCUGCACCAAUUCGGACACUGCAAUGAGAGAACACGGGCUGGAGACUGACAGAUUCCCUGGAUAGUCCACCAGCUCUCAAGGAAUGGUCAACAUAUCUCCACCUCGAGUCUACCUGCAGAAGUUGGCUCAAAGCACCUCACACCUUUUGAGUCUUGCUCGCCAAAAACCCUUCUCCAUUUUGUUAAACAGCCAAACGUUCAUGUCUUGUUCUGUUGUUUUCUUUGUUGCAGUAUAUAAAGUUGUCACAUUUACAGGUGCUACACCGCAGGACUCUCAGUCUUUUCCUACUGAGGGCUUUUCAAAGACCAAUUUCCAUUCCUGUGCCUUUUUCUACGCGUUUGUUCAGGAUAUGGAAGUGUUGUUUGUGUUGUUCAGCGGAUCAGUGUACGAGCGGUGUGCUGCUGCCACACAUUACAAUCAGGAUUUGGAGCACUCCAUUAGAUGGUUACAUUCCUUUUGUUAUGGUCAGUGUUGCAUCAAGAAUGCACUGGUCAGUCCUUCCAAGACCUCUUGUCUGCCAGAUCUGUCUUUGCUCAAUUAACUAUUCCAGCGCUUAGCUGGUUCCAGAAGCAGGACAGAAUCUUUCUCAUGUACAUGUUCAUGUCUUGAGGUGUUCUGGAAACUAAGGCAUGUCUUUGUUUUAAAAACAGCAGAGGUGUUUUCCUCAUACCUGUAAUAAAUACUUUUUUUUAAUGGUGAAAUGGGUUACUUUGUUUUUUCAUUUGAAUGGUAAAUAAAGAUUCAUGUGAAUUGA
Messenger RNA from Gymnodraco acuticeps, 2513 nucleotides. It is a transcript of the gene rcc2, whose product is annotated as regulator of chromosome condensation 2. The record is from RefSeq and is a predicted model, not a curated record. The coding region runs from base 38 to 1630 and encodes 530 amino acids. NCBI's taxonomy places the organism in Eukaryota, Metazoa, Chordata, Actinopteri, Perciformes, Bathydraconidae. The transcript has 13 exons.